AAAAAAAAGUCUAAAAAUGUAACAAAGUGUUAAAUGUUUAAUACUAUCCAAAUGUUAGCUAGCGAGACUUUCACUAUUCAUACUGUAUAAUAGCUUUAUCAAGAGUUCUCUUGUAUUUAAUUUGGAUUGCUCUUCACAAGGUUAACUAAAGGAGAGUUGUGCAGUGUGUUUGAAAAGCAGAGUCACAUAGCAUAUAUAGGGACGCUCGUGUGGUGGGGAUCGGAAUAAAUGAGCAAUGAAGAAUAGGGUGAGACAAGUCAAUAAAUCACUAGUAUCAUACCACCACGCCGCUUGUCAAAAGCAACUAGGCAUGCCUCUACUUUCUCCCCUGCUCUGAGUUCUUGUUUCAUCCACACGGUGCAUGCAAUUACUAAUUACACUCUGCAUUCACUUCAUUUUCAUAUACCUAUGUGCAUCCCUAUUACAAGCUAUACUAUACUGCCGCUUCUUUACUACAUUGCUGAAUGCUGAGAGCCAAAGAAUUCAGAAUAUUUAAUUCCAGGUUCAUGCUCUUCUCAAAGUGAAACUAGAACUAUAUUUAAUGAAUGGCCAAUUCUUGCAUGGAAAUAAUCUUGAAAAGUAAAAGCAUAUAGGUUCCAUGUUUCUCCUUUUUGUUCAUUUUAAGCGGUAAUUGAGUUUCAUGUCGUUCCCUUUUUAUUAUAUCAUAAUUAAGCCCGGGCAAGCACACGUUCAGCACGCAAUGAAACAGAGGAAUUAGAGGUUCCGAGUUCUGAGCAUGAACUGAACUUAUAAAUGAGGGUCUGCGCUAUUAGUAGUAGCUUCCAAGAUUAAAAAAAAAAAAAACCUGCCCUGGAACCUAGCAAAAGAUUAUUUAUAUUAUAUCUCAUUCUAUAUAAGCUUGCAGCAUAUUCAUUUUUUCUACUACUCAAAUAACUAAGUUUGUUGUUUAUUCAGGAUGGGGUUUGUGGUCAAAUGUUCUAAAGCUCGAAGCAUUUGCAUGGUGUCCAUGGCCUUUGCCCUAACAGUGCUCCUAGUGAGGUAUGAGGUGUUAGAGGAUGAGAUGUUAUUUUCAAAGAGAAACACAACAAUGAUCAAAACUAGGAAGCAUUUGAAGAGGCCUACCUCUGGCUCUGGUGUAGAUGUGGAGGACAUGAACCGCAUAGGGAAGGCAUGCUCGAAGGAGGACAUAGCCAUAUAUACGGGGGAAGCGGCUCCUCUACCAAGCGGGAUACCUUCCUAUGCAGUUCAAAUAAUGAACAAAUGCAGCAAUGAUUGCAGCAUAGCCAACAUUAGGCUUCACUGCGGCUGGUUCAGCUCCGCUAGGUUGAUCAACCCAAGACUGUUCCGCCGCCUCCGAUAUGAUGAUUGCCUUGUCAAUGAUGGCCGGCCCCUUCCCCCUGCCACAGCCAUCUCCUUUCAGUAUGCCAACACUUUCCGCUACCCUCUCACCGUUGCAUCCCUCGUUUGCUUAUAGACUCUACUCGCUAACUCUCAUGUUUUCGAUCAGUUCAUGAAAUCUAUGUAGAUGGUUCCAUAAAAGACAUCUUCAAGUGAAUUGUCAAGCCGUU
Molecule: messenger RNA, 1529 nt
Organism: Arachis ipaensis
Lineage: Eukaryota; Viridiplantae; Streptophyta; Magnoliopsida; Fabales; Fabaceae
Product: TPD1 protein homolog 1-like
Biological process (GO): cell fate determination
Source: RefSeq, a predicted model, not a curated record